AUGCGAAUAAUAGAUAUUAACUAUGUAUCUGUACAUCUACACAUCGAAUUGGUAAAAAACUUCAAAGCGAAUUUUAUAUUUUCAGUUAAAUACCUCCGAGAAGUGACUCCCUACUUCAGGAAAGCCAGUAUCAUAUCAGAAGUGGGAUGGGAGCUGCAGAGAGGUUUCCUUUCAGGAGUGCCCCCUGUGGUGCGGUCGCCUCAAAGGGCUGACACCAGAUACCUGCCCCUUCAAUUAUGCCAUCUGGCUAGGAACUUUAGAUAUCCUGAUCCAGAGGGUCGAACGUUAGAACUUCAUUCCCCAGAUGCCAUCCACAGUUGUGUGUUACGUGCAGCUGAUCCAGCCGAAGCUGUAGCGUGGUUCAACACUCUUCAUUCGGCACUAUCGCUCCUUACCACUUCGGCACUUCACGACGCUUCCAGGGCAAUCCCAGAUCUUAGGCAUAUAGGAUGGCUAUUACGGAGACCUAGGUCGGAGACCAUGUCCAGUUCCGAAUCUUCCGAAGACAUGGACCGAUGGCAGUCUAUCUUCGCAGCCGUGACGGACAGUGAGUUACGCUUCUACGAAAGCGCGCCUUGGUCAGGUGAAGCAUGGCGAGCGCCUGCGGAAGCUUAUUCUUUGAUAGCAACUCGUCUAGUAGGAUCUGGCAAGAGAGCAGAGCUGCCAGAAUUUAGCAUACGAUGCGCGACUGUGGAAGGAGUGAUAACACAUUCGCUGCGAGCGGAAACGCACAGGGACUUGGCAGCGUGGGCGAAAGCGUUAGUUAAUGGAAGCCAUGCGAGCGCCGUGACGCAGAGGGAGUUAGUUUGCAGAUGUGUUUGGAAAGGCCGACCGGCUCAAUUAGUAAUUCACUACGAGAACGGUUUCACGUUAUUGGAGGCGGGUACGGGAUCAAGGACGCUCUGGAGGUAUCCCUUCGAUAGGCUAAGGAAUUCUUCGGACGACGGCAAGAGGUAUCUAUGGUUGGAUUUCGGUGCGGCCGACGAAGGAGAUGUUGAACUCGACAUGGAAGGAUGUCCAAAGCCAAUUGUCUUCAUAUUGCACAAUUUCUUAUCUGCCAAAAUCCAUCGACUAGGCCUGACAGCCUGAGAUAUUGUUGAAUGAAUCAUUUAUUUUUAAGUUUGUUUUUAACACAAUAAAUUGUCAAUUAGUAGAAACAGACUUUCUACCUAAUAAUUUCAUUAAAUUUGCCAGUGUAUUUUAUAGAUCGUCGCAUAACGUACAAAAAAUAGGCUAUAUUUGAGGAGAAUAAUAUUAAAUUAUCACUGCAAUCCUUUGGACACUCACUUAAAU
This is a messenger RNA of Diabrotica virgifera virgifera (western corn rootworm), 1293 nucleotides long. RefSeq names its product beta-1-syntrophin-like. Bases 1 to 1089 code for a protein of 362 amino acids. Gene Ontology annotation, cellular component: intracellular anatomical structure; dystrophin-associated glycoprotein complex. Gene Ontology annotation, molecular function: structural molecule activity. Lineage: Eukaryota; Metazoa; Arthropoda; Insecta; Coleoptera; Chrysomelidae. The record is from RefSeq and is a predicted model, not a curated record. The transcript is spliced from 6 exons.